AUGGACGAAAAGGUACUGGUCUCCAUCGAAAGGAGACUAAUUCAGGACAGCAAGCCAGUGACGGCAAAGCUGAUUGCAAUUCAACACCAAAUACAUAUCAACAAAGCACGUUCGUAUAUGGAAUCAUUUCUGCAACAACAGGAAAAGAGCAAUGAAUCACUACCAUAUGCCUUAUAUUCUUUGACCGGACAAGUACAUGCUAAAAGUGUACUUGAUAUCGACUCACAAAAAACAGAUGAUUCUAUGGAAUUAGAUGGCAUAAACAAAUCUAUGCAAGGUAGCCAUAAAGCAGUCUAUCUAUCCGAUUCUGAGCAUUUAGAAGAAACCAAAAAAUUAUUUGCACAAUCGCCAAUUGUAUCUCUCUAUGCUCUAAGUCCUCCUCUACCAAAUACAUCCACAAAGGUGCAAAAAGUGGCUGCUUUGUCUCAAUUACCAAGCAUUCAACAUGAAUUGAAGAAUACGCCAGAAUAUGUGAAUGCAUGGAGUGAGACUGGAUAUGGAGCACAUCUUGGCGGUAUUGCACCGGCAAAGGAUAUAACACGAUCCGGACAGAAUAAGGCAUCAUCGAGCGGUAUCGUUCCCAUCAAGCAAGAUACGAAGCCGGAUAUCAAACCUCCCGCCAAAGCAAGCGAGACCAAACCUUCAUCAAAAGCAGAAAGUUCUUCUAAGCUCAAUUUUGGUGCAAGUACAAAGUCAACCACAAAGAAGGAGAAAGAAGAGACCAAUAAGAAGGCUGCCGAAAAGAAGUCCGAUACUACAAAAGCCAAGAAAACCUCAAAGCAGAUUGACGAUGACGAAGAAGAGGACGAAGAUACACCGAUUGGAUAUGUUGGAGAUUCAAAGAUGUCAACAGACGUACCCGUCGAACAAGGAGGAGCUGAGCGGAAGAGAGCUGAUGCAAGUGAUAAACCUCUGAGCGCACAAGAAGAAAAGAGAAGAAGGCAGAAACAAGAGUUGAUGGAUAUGAUGGAUGAGGACAAAGAUGGAAAUGCAGACCCGGAUGUGCCUAUUGGCGAUAGCACUGCUACGAGCAUGAUGGGAGGAGAAGGGAAGGAAACAGAUCAUGCUCAGACAAAUGCACAGCCAGGUACGAAAAAGAGAGUACAGAAAGAACGCAAAGUUAUCAGAAAAGAAAGAUAUACGAACGAGAAAGGGUACAAGCAGACCAGAGAUGUAGAGGAAGUAGAAUUGUAUACGACAGACGAGAGUGAUGGAGAAUCAGAAAAGACCACAAAGAAAGCACCCGCGAAGAAAGCGCCUGCAAAGAGUAAAAGCGAAACAAAGAAAACCACCGAUGCAGAGAGCAGCAAGAAAGAGCAAGCAGCACCGGCUUCCGCACCUUCUGCUCCUCCACCAAAGAAGACCACCAACAAAGCAGCCGGUGGUCAGAGUAAGCUAUCGUCUUUCUUUACCAAGAAGACGUAG
Meira miltonrushii is the source of this 1425-nucleotide messenger RNA. RefSeq lists its product as uncharacterized. Gene Ontology annotation, cellular component: delta DNA polymerase complex; nucleus. The record is from RefSeq and is a predicted model, not a curated record. Gene Ontology annotation, molecular function: DNA-directed DNA polymerase activity. Lineage: Eukaryota; Fungi; Basidiomycota; Exobasidiomycetes; Exobasidiales; Brachybasidiaceae. Gene Ontology annotation, biological process: DNA replication; nucleotide-excision repair, DNA gap filling; DNA synthesis involved in UV-damage excision repair. Bases 1 to 1425 code for a protein of 474 amino acids. The transcript has a single exon.